This is a messenger RNA of Cyclopterus lumpus (lumpfish), 3356 nucleotides long. It is a transcript of the gene esr1, whose product is annotated as estrogen receptor 1. The transcript has 9 exons. The record is from RefSeq and is a predicted model, not a curated record. Gene Ontology annotation, biological process: regulation of DNA-templated transcription; steroid hormone receptor signaling pathway. Gene Ontology annotation, molecular function: steroid binding; DNA-binding transcription factor activity; zinc ion binding. NCBI's taxonomy places the organism in Eukaryota, Metazoa, Chordata, Actinopteri, Perciformes, Cyclopteridae. Gene Ontology annotation, cellular component: nucleus. Bases 93 to 2021 code for a protein of 642 amino acids.
GAGAGGAAGAGCAGCGCUCAUCUCCACUCCCCCUCCCAGCAACUGGGAGAGCAAGUCUAAAUCAUGUUGCAUAUCAGUGCAGUUGUGCUGUGAUGUCGCUCAGGCAGAGCCCAGUGCAGAGCAGACAACCUAGUGGACCAGUAGUCAGACCCAGGAUCAGCCCAGCCCUCACAGAACUGGAGACCCUCUCCCCGCAACAUCCCUCGCCUCCACCACGUGCCCACUUCAGUGACAUGUACCCUGAAGAGAGCCGGGGGUCUGGAGGGGUAGCCACUGUAGACUUCCUGGAAGGGACAUACGACUAUGCCGCUCCCACCCCUGCCCCGACUCCUCUUUACAGCCACUCCACCCCUGGCUACUACUCCGCUCCUCUGGACUCCCACAGACCACCCUCAGAUGGCAGCCUUCAGUCCCUGGGUAGUGGGCCAGCCAGUCCUCUAGUGUUUGUACCCUCCAGCCCCCGACUCAGUCCCUUUUUGCACCCACCCAGCCACCACUAUUUGGAAACCACCUCAACACAUGUCUACAGUGUCCCAUCCAGUCAGCAGUCGGUUCCCAGAGAGGACCAGUGCGGCACCAGUGACGAGUCUUACAGUCUGGGGGAGUCGGGGGCCGGAGCGGGGGCCGGAGCGGGGGCCGGAGCGGGGGCCGGAGCGGGGGCCGGAGCGGGGGCCGGGGGCUUUGAGAUGGCCAAAGAUACGCGCUUCUGUGCUGUGUGUAGCGACUACGCCUCUGGGUAUCACUACGGGGUGUGGUCCUGUGAGGGCUGCAAGGCCUUCUUCAAGAGGAGCAUCCAGGGUCACAAUGACUAUAUGUGCCCAGCAACCAAUCAGUGCACUAUUGACAGGAAUCGGAGGAAGAGCUGCCAGGCUUGCCGUCUUAGGAAGUGUUACGAAGUGGGGAUGAUGAAAGGAGGUGUGCGCAAGGACCGUGGGCGUAUUUUGCGGCGUGACAAACGACGUACUGGCACCAGUGACCGAGACAAGGGCUCUAAGAACCUGGAGCCCCGGACUGGACCCUCUCAGGACGGGAGGAAACGCAGCAGCAGUGCUUGUGCUGCAGGAAAAUCAUUGCUGACGAGCAUGCCUCUCGACCAGGUGCUCCUCCUGCUCCAGUGUGCUGAGCCCCCGAUACUGUGCUCUCGUCAGAAGCUGAGCCGACCCUACACCGAGGUCACCAUGAUGACCCUGCUCACCAGCAUGGCCGAUAAGGAGCUAGUCCACAUGAUUACCUGGGCCAAGAAGCUUCCAGGUUUCCUGCAGCUGGGCCUCCAUGACCAGGUGCAGCUGCUGGAGAGCUCAUGGCUGGAGGUGCUGAUGAUCGGGCUCAUCUGGAGGUCCAUCCACUGCCCUGGCAAACUUAUCUUUGCCCAGGACCUAAUACUAGACAGGAAUGAAGGCGACUGCGUCGAAGGCAUGGCGGAGAUCUUUGACAUGCUGCUGGCCACUGCUUCCCGCUUCCGCUUGCUCAAACUGAAACCUGAGGAGUUUGUUUGUCUCAAAGCUAUCAUCUUGCUUAACUCCGGUGCCUUCUCGUUCUGCACAGGCACGAUGGAGCCCCUCCACGACACCGCGGCAGUUCAGCACAUGCUGGACACCAUCACUGACACACUCAUACAUCAUAUCAGCCAAUCAGGCGGCCCGGUUCAGCAGCAGUCGAGACGGCAGGCCCAGCUGCUCCUCCUGCUCUCCCACAUCAGACACAUGAGCAACAAAGGCAUGCAGCAUCUCUACAGCAUGAAGUGCAAGAACAAAGUGCCUCUGUACGACCUGCUGCUCGAGAUGCUGGACGCUCACCGCCUCCACCGCCCGGACAAACCAGGUGAGCCGUGGUUCAACGCUGAUGGAGAGCAACUCUCCACCAGCAGCAACGACGACAACAACAACGGCAGCAGUGUCGGCUUUUCAGGAGGUUUUUCCGGCUCCGGUUCAGGACCCCGAGUCAGCCUCGAGAGUCCGAGCAGGGCCCCCACAGUCCUGCAGUAUGGAGGAUCCCCUUCUGAUUGCACCCACAUCCUAUGAGACAGAGCACAGCAAGCAUCAUCUGAAGGUCAUAGAUAUGUGUAGUACCGAAUGAGAGGGGCUUGGGAAUGACAUAUAAUGGUUGUAUUUUAAUUAAUUUCAUGAGAUAAUUAUUUAUAAAUUAAGUGUAGUUGUAUAUUUUUCCUUUGCACUACUCCAAUUUACUACAAUAUGAGCGUCAAUGCAGUUAAUCUUUUAUGCUGCCUUUCAUAAUAUCUGUGAUUUUGAGUCGGCCGUUAACAACUUUACAAGUACAGCUUAUUAUUAUCAAAACUGCAGGUGUGAGGUCAUAUUGUGGCACUCUGUUAGCUUUGAAAUGACGAACAGCUAAUUUUUCAUUUUGUUUGCCGAGACCAAAGAGCACUUCCUCUGGGCUUUAAGGGGCUAUCGGGCUUUAUUUUUACUUUUACAUAAUAAGGAUGAUUAUGCACUUAACUAUGAUAAAACUGGUUAAAAUAGCUAAUUUAUUUUGUUUAAAUUCCAAUAUUGUCAAUGACUUAACAUCAGGUAUUGUAUUUUCUGUGCACAUACAAUUUAAAAGUAAGAUAUAUUUUGGAAGAAAAUCCUACUAAUGGUGAAAUUAUCAGUGCCUCAGGAUAUAUCUGUUGAAUUUUGAAUAGCUAAAAAUUGCACGAUCAAAUCCUAAAACACUGAAUACAUAAUGAAGGAAGCCAAGCUUUAUUGUUGGGAAACGUCCCCCUUUCCACAGCGUGUUGUGUGUCGUUGGUUUGUUCUUUAUGCUUACUGCACCAAAUUGUGUUUGUGUGGCAGAGACUGAGUGGCUCCAAUCUGAUUUUAUGCAUAGAUCUUUGGACGAUGCAGUUGUACAACACUUCAACACUUCAAAGCUACAACCAGUUAUUGUUCAUCCACUAUUUCGGUGAUUACAUGUCGAGUUUGCUGAAUUUACACGCCUCCAAAAAAAUGCAUCGUAAUGUAUGUGCACAUAUGCAAUCUUUUUUUAAUUUGUUUAAAUGGACAGUUUCAUCAGAUUAAGAACAUUUCUGAUACGGUCACAAUUGACGAGCUGCAACCAGCGACUAUUUGGCAUUUCUUCUUUUAAAAAUUGCCAAAUAGUUGGACAUCUCUCCAAUGAUCAAUAGUUAAAGCUGUUAAUCUAAAAAAAAAUGCAUGUUGCCAGGAAAGAAAUGCUAAACAAAAGAUGACGUUAGUGAAGUUUCAAGUAGUCAAAUCUGGAGUCUUUGCCACUGAAAUAUGGAAAGCCUCCAUAAAGUAAAACUAAUUAAUUUGGCCACUUGAGUUGUGAAGUGUGAUCCAGUCAAACCUGAACUGACAUGUCAUUUGUUUACUGCAUAAAUAAACGCAUUCAUGGGG